This is a messenger RNA of Bradysia coprophila, 1113 nucleotides long. RefSeq names its product NADH dehydrogenase (ubiquinone) complex I, assembly factor 6 homolog sicily (gene sicily). Gene Ontology annotation, cellular component: mitochondrion. Gene Ontology annotation, biological process: biosynthetic process; mitochondrial respiratory chain complex I assembly. NCBI's taxonomy places the organism in Eukaryota, Metazoa, Arthropoda, Insecta, Diptera, Sciaridae. The record is from RefSeq and is a predicted model, not a curated record.
UAAUUUUUGACAGAGGAUGACAGUUCUGUGCGAUUAUUAUGGUAUAACCAAAACAAUGAGCGGUCAAUAAUAAGACAUGUUCAGAUUGUUAAAUAAUUGUGCCAGGACAAACAAAUCGUCGAUCUACUAUGAACCUCUUAAACGAAGACAAUUUACGUCUAGUACGACCGGUACUCACGUCGACGUGAAUUCAAAUUCAAAUCAAGCGUCUGCAAAUUACUGUUUCGAUUUGGUUAGGCAGCAUGACUAUGAAAACUACCUGUGUGCGCUACUGAUGACUGAAAAGCCUCGACGAAGUACGUUUGGAAUUCGUGCGCUCAAUGUUGAAGUCUCGAAAAUUGCGAGUGUUGUUUCUGAUGAUAAAAUUGGAACAAUGCGACUGAAGUUCUGGUACGAUGCCAUAGAGAGUAUUUUUAGCCCGAAAGCCUCGAAAAUACCUGAUCAUCCUGUGAUUAAAGAAAUUCAUUUGGCCAUUACAUCUCACAAUCUGAACAAAAUGUACCUAAUGCGGUUAAUAAAAUGUCGAGAACGUCCACCGAAUCGACUGUUCGUGACAACCAAGGAACUGGAACAGUAUGCUGAAGAGUCUGUUUCAUCUAUGUACUAUUUGCUGGCUAAAAUACUGAAAAGCGAAAGUCUCGAUGUCGAUCACGCGCUGUCGCAUUUGGGCAAAGCUCAAGGUAUCACCAACAUGUUGAGAGCCCAAUCGAGGGUCGACCGAUCGAAAGGAGUUUGUAUACCGCAAGAAAUAAUGCUUAAGCACGGAGUCAGUCAAGAAAGAAUUUUACGAAAUAAAAUCGACGAUAAGGGCGUUCAGGACUGUGUCUUUGACGUAGCCAGUGCAGCCAAUUCACAUUUGGAGAAGGCCAGAAAAUUAUCAUCGAAAGUUCCAUCGAAUAUCAAACAAUUGCUACUACCAGCUGUGGCUAUCGAUCGAUAUCUGGAGCGAUUGAGAAAAUGUGAUUUUCAUCUGACUCAUCAACAAUUAGCUAGAAGGGACUCGUUACUUCCAGUCAUGUACUAUUGGAAUUAUCUUCGGAAAAACUAUUAACAAAUUGAUGCGAUGUGUAGAGAGUCGUGACCCCACGAGAAAUAGAAACAUUUUCAAAUUUA